Molecule: messenger RNA, 938 nt
Organism: Folsomia candida
Lineage: Eukaryota; Metazoa; Arthropoda; Collembola; Entomobryomorpha; Isotomidae
Gene: Mob3
Product: MOB kinase activator-like 3
Exons: 7
Coding region: 137-841 (234 amino acids)
Biological process (GO): signal transduction; positive regulation of protein phosphorylation
Cellular component (GO): nucleus; cytoplasm
Molecular function (GO): protein kinase activator activity
Source: RefSeq, a predicted model, not a curated record
UUGAAUUUCCCGCCGUGGAGUUUGUUAUGGGAACGGGAACGAGGAAAUAAUAAAAAAAGGAGGAAAUUGUUUAUUUAUUUUUUUGGGAGUGUGAAAUGGCUGGACAAUUAAAUAGUUAAUUAAAAAUUAAUUAACAAUGAAUCUCCAAGGAUUUUUAGAUUUUUUUCAAAAGGAAAAGACAUUCCGCCCCAAGAAACGUUUCGAACCGGGGACGCUCCGUUACGGACUUCACAAAGCGGCGCAGGCCUCGCUAAAUUCGGGAAUUAAUUUAGCGCAAGCCGUAAAGUUACCAAAGGGGGAAGAUCUGAAUGAUUGGAUAGCCGUUCAUGUGGUCGACUUUUUCAACCGGAUAAACCUAAUUUACGGCACCGUUUGUGAUUACUGCACAGAAAAAACCUGCCCCAAAAUGUCUGGGGGCCCAAAGUUCGAGUAUUUGUGGGCGGACCCCUCGACGCCCGAGUAUAAAAAACCCACCCAGCUGCCGGCCCCACGCUACGUCGCCUUGCUCAUGGACUGGAUCGAAAGCCAAAUCAAUAAUGAAAACGUCUUCCCCACCAGCACCGAAAACCCGUUCCCGAAAAAUUUCCAAUCCAUUUGCCGAAAGAUCCUGACGCGGCUUUUCCGCGUUUUCGUACACGUCUACAUUCACCAUUUCGACAGAAUCGUGGCGUUGGGGGCGGAAGCCCACGUGAACACGUGUUACAAGCAUUUUUACUAUUUCGUUUCCGAGUUUAAUUUAAUUUCCGCAAAGGAAUUGGAACCUUUGGCCGAGAUGACCGUCAGGAUUUGCCCGCCAAUUAAUGAAUUUUCCCACGCCGGGGAGUUUUCAGGGGGUCAUUAAUUCGUUUUUCUCUGUAAUAAAGUGAUUUUGUUUUUUAAAACUAGUGAAAAGCCCGUAGAUCGACGGGUGAAUAAAAGUCUGUGUCAAAAAAAAACUA